CAGAGCAUCACCGUUUCUUUGGCUCAAGCCACUGUCUGAAGUGAGGAUCCAGUAUCUGAUCCGAGGUCCACAGUGAUGUCGGAAGCAGCGAGUGUCUCGAAUCUCUCCAACACGAGCAGUCGCUCCGAGCAUAUGGCCUACCUCAUGAACGACUUGAACUUGGAUCGUGCCACAGCCGCGUUGAUGUACCGUGCUGAGCGGCUGCAGGAGAAGGGUCAGCUCCAACAGGCACUGCGAUAUUUUGAACGUGUCCUGGCGAACCACCAGGAUUGCCAGGAAGCCGCAGUGAAUGCCCGCAUGAUCAGAGAGCAGCUCGCCGAUGCACCACGCUUGGAACCAGUGCAGGAGGAGGCAAGGGAUGCAGAGGCCGCGCCGAAGCUUCAGACUGCCAACAUGCCUCUAACGGUGAUCCGCCAGGACUCUGAAAAGUGGGAUGUUUAUUGGACCGAGUCCGAGCUCCGGGAUGCGGUGUUGGGAGAGGCAAAUCGAAAGUUGCAGAAGGUUGGCAUCGUGACUCCCUUCUUGGAGAUCGUCAGCAUGGACAUCGAGACGUACACGCCAUCUGUCCAUGAUGAUCCGUGGAUGGAUACAAGGUACACGUGCCGCGCGGUGGUGCGCGCCACUUUCCCUCCACAAAUGGUGGUGGGAGCUUCAAGCCAUGCUUCAAACGAGCAGCCUGCUGCUGCCGCUGCUGAGGCAUUGCUGGCCCGGCUCGCUGGGGCCGGUGCAGCCACGCAGGCCACGGCGCCGCGCGCCGCUGGGGAGCCGGACCAGGAACCAUCGGUGUGCGAAAGUGGCAAGAAUCGUACAGCUCCAGCUGGCUCGGCGCCAUCUCAGCCGCCAGAGCCGGCGCCACCUCAGACCUGUGCGGCAGCUGCAGCUGCCGCAGGAGAAAGUGAGUCGGUGCGAAGCUCUGGGAGCCGUCACUCCUCGGUUCAUUCAUGAAUAUUCAUGAUGUUCCUCUCGGAGAGGUUGGGCUUCUCAGGCUUUGAGACGUGAAGUCGGAGCUGCCUUGAUACCACAGCCAUCGAUUGGAGAUGGCAGUGGCUAUGAAUGCGCAGAUUUUUUGAGAUAUGAUUGAUGGCGCCUCGGAAAA
This is a messenger RNA of Durusdinium trenchii, 1096 nucleotides long. Lineage: Eukaryota; Dinophyceae; Suessiales; Symbiodiniaceae. The record is from the annotation of a GenBank genome assembly.